AAAACGUGAUAACUGUGACUUCAGAAUCUGUAGAAGUUUUCUGCUGGUAUGGAGGAAGACACUGAAUAUUUGAAGCUCCCGAUUGAAGAAAGAUGUGUGCAUAAGCUUUGGAAAGCACGACUGAACGGCUAUGAAGCUGCAACAAAAUUAUUCAAUCAAAUUGACGACGAAAAAAGUCCGCAGUGGAAUGUUUAUUCAUCGCUUAUCAAGAAGUUCGUCGUAGAUUCAAAUGCCGUCGCUCAAGAAAAAGGCUUGGAAGCAGUUCUGACUUUCGUCGAAAAUGCUAAAAUUGCGAGCAAAAACCCGUCUGAAGUCAUCGCGGGUGUUGUGGCCAAAUGCCUUGGAGCUCCCAAAGCUAAGACGAAGGAGCUUGGAAUUGACAUUCUCUUGAUGUAUGUUGAAAUUGAAAGACAAGAACCAGUUCUCGAAGAGCUGAUCAAGGGAUUCGAUCAGAAGAAUCCGAAAGCAGUUUUGGGGUGCAUUCAUGCGUGCACAUGCAUUGUUAAGGAAUUUGGACCAAAAGUCCUGAGCCUGAAGCCUCUGUUGAAACAAAUCCCGAAGAUUUUGGACCAUCGAGAUGGAAGUGUUCGAGAAGAAGGGAAAGCCCUCUGCAUUGAAUUGUAUCGAUGGAUUGGGGUUGCAUUGAAACCUCAGAUGCAGGAUUUGAAGCCAAUACAGGUGACCGAACUUGAAGGAUGGUUUGAGAAGGUGAGUGGGGAUCGACCUCAGCGUGCUCGCUAUCUUCGAUCAGAACAAGAGAAAAUCAGCAAGGCGAAAGAAGCUGGUGAUGCCCAUGAUGGUGCUGUUGAGAGGGAAGUGGUGGGAGACGCUGAGGCGCCCAUCGAUCCGUAUGAUUUGCUGGACCCAGUCGACAUUCUGAGUAAGCUUCCAAAGGAUUUCUACGAGAAAGCAGAAGCCAAAAAGUGGCAAGAACGCAAAGAGGCCCUUGAAACUCUUCUUGAACUGGUAACAAAAAAUCCAAAGUUGGAGCCCGGGGACUACGGCGAUUUGAUCAAACUGCUGAAAAAGGUAAUUGCGAAGGACACCAACGUAAUGCUUGUGGCGCUCGGUGCUCAAUGUUUGACAGGCAUCGCCAAAGGAUUGAAAAAGAAGUUUCAUCCAUACGCUGCAUCGUGUCUCAGUGUGAUACUCGAAAAGUUUAAAGAGAAGAAGACCAUUGUUGUGACUUCGUUGCGUGAUGCAAUUGAUAGCGUUGGAGCUGUGUUAUCCUUCGAAGUGAUCCAAGAAGACAUCAGCGGAGCUUUGGAAAACAAGAAUCCGUCCAUCAAGGCAGAAACCGCCUCAUAUCUUGCACGAGCAUUUGCAAGCAGUUCAACCACCUCACUUGCAAACAAAAAAAUCUUGAAAGCUUAUAUUACUCCCUUGCUGAAAGCGUUGAAUGAAUCCGAUCCACUGGUUCGUGACAAUGCUGCGGAAGCGUUGGGUGCCCUGCUCAAGAUUGCCGGCGAAAAGUUGGUUAUGCCUUUCAUGACGGAUGUCGACCCAUUGAAGAUGGCAAAGGUGAAAGAGUGUGCUGAUAAAGUUGAAGUCAAAGGAAAGCCAUCUCAAGUUUCUGUUGUUUCUUCGUCAUCCUCCACAACUGUCGCAUCGAUAAAAUCAUCAGCUCCUCGAGUUGUUGCAGUUUCAAAACCGGAAGAAGAAUUUCCCUCUGCUUCUUCGAGUUCUGUGAAGAAACCUUCCAGCGGUGUCUCUGCUCCUGGUUUGAAGAAGGCCCCGGUGAAAAAGAAAGGUAAAAAAUGUGUUUUCGAUUUUUUUAAUAUUUCCUCACUUGCAAGUUUCAACUUCUUGAAGAACGAAAGAUACGCAUUUUCCAAUUUGAUGGUUUCUUCAAAUUUAGCGUUGAAUACUUUCUCAGCUCCCACUGCCACAAAAGCGGGCUCAGGAAAAGGAAAUGCUGGAGUGAACGACGAAUCUCAAUAUUCCGAAAAAGAAUUAGUGUUGGAAGAAGCUGAAGCUCUCUUGGAAGAAUUGCUCCCGGAAGACAUAAGGAAGGGUAUUGCGGAUGGCAACUGGAAAACGCGACUUAGCGCACUCGAAAAUGUCGGUCGAAUAAUUAGUUGCUCAGACGCGGCUACCUUACCUGCGCAAGCACUCAUCAAAAUACUCUGCAAAAAGCCUGGGCUGAAGGAUAACAAUUUCCAAGUGCUCAAACUCCGUUUUGAGGCGAUCAAAAGCAUCGCAGGGGGCAGCAAAGUUUCGAGGACUUCUGCGAUAAUGGUUAUUCCUGAUCUAACGGACAAGUUGGGUGAUGCCAAAAGUGGACCAGCUGCCUGCGAAGCUUUGACGGCGGUUGCCGAAUCGCGAAUGACCGGAGGUCUCUCUUGGGUCGGUAGCGAAGUAUUGAAACACUCCUUGUCACAGAAGAACCCGAAAGUUCAAGCUGAUGCUUUAAACUGGCUGUCUCAAGCCGUGAAAGAAUUCGGCUUUAACUUGCCUGUCAAGCAGGCUGUCGAUAGUGUGAAAGGAGCCCUGGGCGCCAGCAAUCCUGCUGUUCGUAUGGCCGCCGUUGGAUUCAUUGGGACGCUUUAUUUGUACUUGGGGAAGACUCUGCGGACAUUUUUUGACGACGAAAAGCCGCAAGUUGUUGCGUUAAUAGAUGAAGAAUUUAAGAAGUUGGAAGGAUUGGGCCCACCUGCACCUUUCCGGGGUCAUAUCCCUGUUCCAGCUGGGGACGAAAGUGACGCCGCUGCAUCACGUGUUGAAUCUGCUCAAGAGAUAAACCCUGAAGAUCUCAUACCGCGGGUUGAUAUCGAGGAUCAGAUCUCCCCAGCUUUGAUAGAGAAACUCUCUGACAAAAACUGGAAGGUCCGAACUGAGGGCUUGGCUGAAGUGAAAGAUAUUAUUGGAAAAGCUAAGUUCAUUACUCCGAAUCUUGGCGAGCUUCCGUCCGCCUUGAAGAGCCGUGUUGGAGACCUCAACAAAAAUCUCAUGAUGGAAGCCAUCGGUAUUUGUAAACAGCUAGCGGAUUCAAUGGGACCGAAAGGAAAACAGCACGCUAGAAUAAUUAUUCCGGCUGUGAUCGGAGCAUUGGGUGACAGUAAGCCACAUGUGCGGCUCGCGGCGAAGGAAUGCCUUGACACGUGGGAAGAGAAAAUCAAAAUUCACGGCAUUUUCGAAGGAGAGAUGAUAGCAGAAUCUCUGAAGGCGGACAACCCUACUUUACGUGCGGAAUUAUUAGCGUGGCUCAAGGCCAAAAUUCCUGAAGAUGUUCCCGUCAAAGGUCUGGCCAAAGACGAUGUCAACGCCUGCUUGCCGUAUCUUUUUUCCUGUCUGGAGGAUCGAAAUCCUGACGUCCGGAAAAACGCUCAGGAAGUUUUCUUCAACUUCAUGCUUCAAGUAGGCGUCGACGGGAUGAAUCGAGCUGCUAGCAAAGUGAAAGCGUCCUCAAAAACUGUCAUCGUCGCUUUGAUCGAAAAGCAUAAGGGUAGUAUGCCUGUCAAAGUUGUUCCUCCUCCUCCGGUUGCUGAGACGAAGGCGAUACGCGGUGGGAGUGGCAAGCCGAAGCCUCAGGCAAAACCCGUGGAACCCCCGCCAGAGGACGAUGUUGAUGAUGAACCAUGUUCUAAGCCGACUUCAGCGUCGAAACCGAAACCAGGGUCGAAAAUCAACGUUCGUCAGAGGGCUGGAGCAUCAAAGCCAACGGUAGUCCGUAAAAAAGGAGAUGAUGUCGACACCUCUCCUCUGUUAACUGUCAACGACUUGAAGUUGGCUCGAUUUGCUGAUGAAGCCAAGUUGAAAGUUCUCAAGUGGAAUUUCAAUACUCCUCGGGAGGAGUUCGUGGACCAGUUGAAAGAACAGUUAUCGAAUGCGGGAACCAAUCAAAGUCUUCUUGCUCAGAUGUUCAGUACUGACUUCAAGCUUCACAUCAAGGCGCUGGAGUCCUUGAUGGAGAUGACGAAGAACACCGCCGCUGUUAUUUCUAAUUUGGACCUUUUAUUGAAGUGGCUCACGUUAAGAUUUUUUGAGACGAACCCCAGCGUUAUCCUGAAGGGAUUGGAUUUUGUUCUGGCAAUUUUUGAUGAGCUGGCAAUUGAAGGAUACUCCAUGCACGAUUUGGAAAUCAGUUGUUUCGUUCCUUACCUAAUCGCGAAAGUUGGAGAUCCCAAGGAACCCGUCCGUAAUAGUGCCAAGAAAAUCAUCGAAAAAAUUCCGACCAUGUACAGUGCCGUCCGAUUGUUUCCCUUCUUGAUGGAAGGAUUGAAAUCGAAGAACUCCCGUCAACGUGCG
Notodromas monacha is the source of this 4248-nucleotide messenger RNA. Lineage: Eukaryota; Metazoa; Arthropoda; Ostracoda; Podocopida; Cyprididae. The record is from the annotation of a GenBank genome assembly.